CUUAAACCUUUAUUUAUACCAAGUAAAAUAAGAAAACCAAAAAGCACCAAACGGAGAAAGUAUAGAAACAAUGACAGAAGCAUUGAGGAAAAGCUACGAGGUAUGCCAAGAGAUCGGCCGGGGAAGAUUUGGCGUCGUCUUCAGGUGCGUUUCAAUGAACUCAGGCGAAUCAUUCGCCGUUAAAUCCAUCGACAAACGUAAAAUCUCCGACGGCGAUUCUCUUGACUCUCAAUGUCUUUUCAACGAGCCUAAAAUCCUUACUCUAGUUUCGCCUCACCCGAACAUAAUCCACCUUCACAACCUCUAUGAAGACGAUUAUCAUCUCCAUAUGGUGCUCGAUCUCUGCCCUCCUUCUCAAGACCUUUACAAUUUCAUCAUCCAAAACGGGCCGCUCUCGGAGGCCCAAGCCCGGCCCAUUGUGGCCCAACUUGUCCAAGCCCUUGCCCACAUUCACAAGCUCGGCGUCGUACACCGUGAUAUCAAGCCGGAGAAUAUUCUGUUCGAUUAUAAAAAUUCCGUCAAGUUAACGGAUUUCGGUUCGGCCGAGGUGGAGGUGGAUGUCAUGAGAGGGGUGGUUGGGACCCCGUAUUACGUGGCCCCGGAAGUUUUGGGUGGAAGGGAAUACGGUGAGAAAGUUGACGUCUGGAGUUGCGGUGUCGUUUUGUAUAUAAUGUUGGCGGGGUUUCCACCGUUUUAUGGGGAGACGGUUGUGGAGAUUUUUGAGGCGGUUUUGAGAGGGAAUUUGAGGUUUCCUGUGAGGGUCUUCCAAUCGGUUUCACCGGCGGUCAAAAAUCUGUUGAGAAAAAUGCUUUGUAAAGACGUUUCAAGAAGAUUCUCCGCUGAACAAGUUCUUAGGCAUCCUUGGAUGACAGGUGAAAGCUAAAUUUUGAAAGGCACUGCAAGGAGCGAAGAUGUAUUCAUUGGAUGAGCUGGAAUCGAAUGUGCAUAUCAAAAGUACAAGGGAUGGAUGAGAUUCAAAGAUAUGCAAAAGUUUAACAAAGCUUUGUUGGCAAAACAAGGUUGGAGGCUUCUCACAAAUUGUAACACUGUGACAUAUGGUGUACUAAAAGCAAGAUACUCUCCAAAUGUCAAUUUCUUAGAAUCUAGUCUAGGAAAUAAUCCUUCUUUGAUAUAGAGAAGUAUAUGGUAAUACAAAGACAUAUUGUAAUAAGAGAUUAGAUGUGCGUGGAUAAUGGGCAAAUGAU
This is a messenger RNA of Durio zibethinus, 1205 nucleotides long. NCBI's taxonomy places the organism in Eukaryota, Viridiplantae, Streptophyta, Magnoliopsida, Malvales, Malvaceae. The record is from RefSeq and is a predicted model, not a curated record.